Lottia gigantea (owl limpet) is the source of this 321-nucleotide messenger RNA. RefSeq lists its product as hypothetical. The transcript has a single exon. NCBI's taxonomy places the organism in Eukaryota, Metazoa, Mollusca, Gastropoda, Lottiidae. The record is from RefSeq and is a predicted model, not a curated record. The annotation marks the transcript as partial.
UUGACAAUCAAAUCAGUGACAAGUUUGACAAUCAAAUCAGGCAUAAACUUGACAAUCAAAUCAGUGGUAAGAUUGACAAUCAAAUCAGGCAUAAAUUUGACAAUCAAAUCAGUGGUAAGGUUGACAAUCAAAUCAGUGGUAAGGUUGACAAUCAAAUCAGUGGUAAGAUUGACAAUCAAAUCAGGCAUAAAUUUGACAAUCAAAUCAGUGACAAGUUUGACAAUCAAAUCAGGCAUAAACUUGACAAUCAAAUCAGUGGUAAGGUUGACAAUCAAAUCAGGCAUAAAUUUGACAAUCAAAUCAGUGAUAAGUUUGACAAUC